Molecule: messenger RNA, 2663 nt
Organism: Scomber japonicus (chub mackerel)
Lineage: Eukaryota; Metazoa; Chordata; Actinopteri; Scombriformes; Scombridae
Product: TGF-beta receptor type-2-like
Exons: 7
Coding region: 100-1725 (541 amino acids)
Biological process (GO): protein phosphorylation; heart development; cellular response to growth factor stimulus
Cellular component (GO): plasma membrane; signaling receptor complex
Molecular function (GO): activin binding; transforming growth factor beta receptor activity, type II; transforming growth factor beta binding
Source: RefSeq, a predicted model, not a curated record
AGUUGGCGUUUCGGAGUCUCUCUCUUUUUGGAUAUUAAUGUCGUUGUCGAAGUUUCGGUAAAUUAAUGAGAAAGAGAGGAGUGUAUAGUCCGUUUCUAAAUGGAGCUACUUCGGUUUUCCGUUUUUUGGUGUGGAACGAUACUCUUUGGUUGUGUUCUGCUCGAGGAGGCGGAGGCAACUAUAAUGAGGAUAAGAAGGCUGUGCAAGUUCUGUGACGUACGACCCACCAACUGCAAUGGUAAAGGAAGCUGUAAGGUGGAUUGUGACAUCACGUCCAUCUGCCCACAUGAUGACGACGUGUGUGUCAGUAUUUGGAGGAAGAAAGAUGACAAUGUCACCUUUGAUACAGUCUGCCACAACCCAGCUCACAAGCUGUACGGCCUGGUCCUGGAGGAUUACAACAACAGCAAGUGUGAGAUGAAAGAAAGAAAGGGCAUGGGCUCACAGUUCUUCAUCUGCUCCUGCAAUGAUGAUGAGUGCAAUGAGAAAAUCUUCUUUAACUCCUACAUGGACUCCCAGGUGGUGGCUGUCAUCUUAGUGAGCCUGGUUCCACUUCUGGUUGUGGCCGUCCUCGUCAUCACUUCUUUCUACUGUUAUCGGGUCUACCGCCAGCGCCGAGCCAGCUCCAGGCGCAAGAAAGGCCUUCCGAUGGACUUCAGCGAUCACGACAUCAUGAUAGAUGACGAAGGUUCGGACAGCAGCUCCACGCACGCCAACAACCUCAACCAUAAUACUGAGCUGCUGCCCAUCGAACUGGACGUCCAGGUUGGAAAAGGACGCUUUGCGGAAGUUUACAAAGCCAAGCUGAAGCAGGGCUCCACGGUCAGCGAGGAGCAGGGCUUUGAGACUGUGGCUGUUAAGAUUUUCUCAUACGAGGAAUACGCCUCCUGGAAGAGUGAGAAGGAAAUAUUCUCUGACGCAGACCUGAGACAUGACAAUGUGCUUCAUUUCCUGACAGCAGAGGAGAGGAAAGUGCAGAGACAGUACUGGCUGAUUACAGCGUACCAGCCAAGAGGAAAUCUUCAGGAGUACUUGAUUCACCAUAUUAUCAACUGGCAUGACCUGUGGCUCCUUGGGGGUUCGCUCGCCCGUGGGUUGGCACACCUUCACAGUGACCACACCACAUGCGGUCGCUAUAAGGUGCCUAUAGCACACAGGGACAUUAAGAGCUCCAACAUACUAGUGAAAAGUGACCUGACCUGCUGCCUGUGUGACUUUGGCCUCGCGCUUCGCCUGGACAACACUCUGUCUGUGGAUGAGCUGGCCAACAGUGGACAGGUGGGAACAGCCAGGUACAUGGCUCCAGAGGUCUUGGAGUCCAGAAUCAACCUGGAAAACAUUGAGUCUUUCAAACAGGCCGACGUUUACUCCAUGGCUCUCGUACUGUGGGAGAUCAUCUCCAGGUGUAGCGCUAUUGGGGAGGUGAAAGAGUACGAGCCACCCUUUGGGAACUUGAGGGAGCACCCAUGUGUAGAGAGCAUGAAGGACAGCGUUCUCCGAGACCGAGGAAGACCUGAGGUCCCGAACAGCUGGAUCAACCACACAGGCAUCCAGCUGGUGUGCGCCUCCAUAGACGAGUGCUGGGACCACGACCCGGAGGCCCGUCUGACAGCACAGUGUGUUGCCGAGCGCUUCGACGACAUGGAGUACCUGGACAAGCUGUCGGAGCGCUCCAACUCAGAGGAGAAGAUCCCUGAAGAAAUCAUUGUGGUGGAUGAGAAGUAGAGCUCAACAGAAACACUGCCCCCCACCAGGGCAGCUGAGGACUUAAAACCAAGCCGCUGGGAAUGAAAGAAAUUCCAGUGGAUGCAUCGUUUGCUAUGGAUUUGUCAUAAAUGUGUGACGGAGGAGCAAACUGGAAAAUCAUGUAGAAGAAAGAGAACUGUUGUCAGAGAUAGACUUUGUUUUUCUUCUACAUACUUCAGAGACUGGAUCAAGUCAUAAACAAACAGGGAUGUCGCAUUAUCAAGCUUGUUAACCAAAUGCUAUUUGCACUUUAUAGAUAUCUAUGCACACCAAAUGGUAUAUAUUCAGUGUCUUUUUUGUUUGACAAUAAAUUUCAGGUAUGCAAAAAAUAAGGGGACAACAUAUAUAUUUAGAAAAAUAAAAGGGGACAGGGAAAUGCUAUUUAAAAUAUUAAGACUGUUACUAACACUAAUAUCCUAUUAACAGUCCAUUUAUAUAAAAAUAAAAUGACUUCCCCGUGCCUUUGGGCCUUGGAUAGAUGUCAACAUGAGUGGAUACGACAUAGGAAUCAAGGUGUGAGCGUCAUUUCCUCUGUCAUGAAAUGGAAAUUACCCACAGCAAAGCAAUAGAAAGCUCAUCCAAGGCAGUAAUCUGCAGGGACAGCUGAUAUCAUAACUGUAAAAUAAAGGCAGCAAAAUCAGCCACAAAGGAGAAAAGUAACAGUGUGUGUGUGUGCAUGUGUAUUACUCAGAAGACCUCGAUCUAAAAAAGGAAUGUCUGCUUAAUCAGACCAGGAAGAUAAAGGGAAAAGAGAUACUGCAUGUGUUACGGUGUCUAAACUGAAAGUUGCAGCCUGUCUGCUACAAAAGCACUUCUGCUUCUGCUUUUGUGGACAUUUUGUAACAGAAAGAGGAAUUAUAUCAAACUCAUUUUUUUGUAUAGAAGUGUAAAGUCAUAAAUAAAAGUGUUACAGUAUU